CUAGGUCGAUGUUCGAGAGAAAACUGUAAAUAUCUACACCCUCCCCCGCACUUAAAAACCCAGCUAGAAAUCAAUGGACGGAACAACCUUAUACAGCAAAAGACAGCCGCCGCAAUGCUCGCACAGCAGAUGCAAUUCAUGCUCCCAGGCGCACAGCUACAGCCAAUCACCACAUUCCCUGUGACUCCAUCGCUUGCAACUAGCCCAUCCAUGGCUUUCAGCCCAUACCUAAAUCAUGUCUCCCCAGGCAUGGGCUUGGUCCCUGCAGAGCUUCUACCAAAUACACCUGUGCUGGUCUCUGGAAACCCUGCUGUUAACGUGCCAGGAGACUCUGCUGGGCAGAAGCUGGUACGCACAGACAAACUAGAGGUUUGCAGAGAGUUCCAGCGCGGAAACUGUACCCGUGGUGAGAAUGACUGUCGUUAUGCUCACCCCAUUGAUCUUGCUACGAUCGACACAAAUGAGAACACUGUAACAGUCUGCAUGGAUUACAUCAAAGGCCGAUGCUCUAGGGAGAAAUGCAAGUACUUUCAUCCCCCUGCGCACCUGCAAGCCAAAAUAAAGGCAGCUCAGCACCAGGCCAUGCAGCCUGGAGCACUUCAACCCCUACCAAAGAGGCCAGUGCUUGAAAAAAGUAACGGGGCCACCACGGUUUUUAAUCCGAGUGUUUUCCACUAUCAACAAGCUCUAGCCAAUAUGCAGUUACAACAACACACAUUUAUCCCUACAGUACCCAUGAUGCACGGUGCUACGCCCUCCACUGUGUCUGCAGCAACAACAUCUGCCACCAGCAUGCCCUUCGCUGCAACUGCUACAGCCAAUCAGUAGACCAUGUUGAAAUUCUAAACAGCAGAAUUGUGGAGCACCAGAAUUUGUCUGUGGGAAGCUGCACUUGGCCUUUCUGUAAAUACUCUCUUCUGACAUCGUCUGCCACCGCUACAGUAAGCCUGCUGCAGCCUUCAUGUUAACCAAAAAAUUCAAAACCAUGGGAAUGUCUGAAAACAGCACUAUGAAAAAAUAAAAUAAAUAUAUAUAUAAAAAAUAAUAAAA
This is a messenger RNA of Bombina bombina (fire-bellied toad), 1050 nucleotides long. Its product is annotated as muscleblind-like protein 1. The transcript has a single exon. The record is from RefSeq and is a predicted model, not a curated record. Lineage: Eukaryota; Metazoa; Chordata; Amphibia; Anura; Bombinatoridae. The coding region runs from base 115 to 828 and encodes 237 amino acids. Gene Ontology annotation, molecular function: metal ion binding.